AUGGACGAGCAGCAGCACAUUGCAGAGCUUGGCCGUCAAGACCCGGUGAGAGCCGCCAAGGAGGUGCUCAAUAAUUUUGAUGGCAUUUUAGACCCGAACGAAGGUCUUUGGUACAAGAACGACAUUGUGGAUGGCACAGGGAAUGGCGUCCAGGUUCCAUGGGCGCGUGGUGCCUGGUUUCACUUGAAUCCGAUCGCUGUUGGCACGUAUGCUUCAGGCUAUGCCUGGAUCCCGCCGGUGUUUCACAACUUUGUUUUGAACCGAACUACCGUGAUUGCCAAGCAAAAUGGGUUCGAAGCGAUUUUGCCCUACUAUAUAAUGAAAAAUUUUGAUCCGAAUAAAAUUGAACGUGUAGUAAUUGCACUUGCAGGCAUGUGGCGCGACGCCUGGGUUUACAUCAAUCUCAUGGGAAAUGCGUAUAGAGUCGCGCAAAAUUACGAUGAGCUGAAUGUGAAAGACGAUACUGUUUUACUUAUGGCGCCUGUGUUCUUUAACCAGAUGGAUCGGAAUCGUGGCUCUGUCAAAAACAACGAAAUUAGUUUCCACGACGCCGGUUGGUCUGCUGGCGGGUCAGUGCGUGAGCCGCGUGAAUUUAAACAUAUUAGCUCUUUUNAGACUAUAUGCCUGGAUUACCCCGCUAUGGCCUACUACUACAGCCUUAAGCACAUCUUCGCGGAAAAUUGA
Malassezia sympodialis ATCC 42132 is the source of this 684-nucleotide messenger RNA. RefSeq lists its product as uncharacterized. NCBI's taxonomy places the organism in Eukaryota, Fungi, Basidiomycota, Malasseziomycetes, Malasseziales, Malasseziaceae. The record is from RefSeq and is a predicted model, not a curated record. The coding region runs from base 1 to 684 and encodes 227 amino acids. The transcript has 2 exons.